This is a messenger RNA of Mytilus trossulus (common blue mussel), 884 nucleotides long. RefSeq names its product glycosyltransferase-like protein gnt13. The coding region runs from base 148 to 825 and encodes 225 amino acids. The transcript is spliced from 4 exons. The record is from RefSeq and is a predicted model, not a curated record. Lineage: Eukaryota; Metazoa; Mollusca; Bivalvia; Mytilida; Mytilidae.
CAAAGACACAGUUUGAAGCGUGAUAAACCUAUUUCUGAUUGGUUUUGGUAAUAAAAAGUAUACUAAACAUCUUAAAUUUAGCAUAUAAAAAGACACACAGUUGUUAAGGCUGUAUACUGUAAUGACAAUUCAAGAAAACAAUUGAUAAUGAGGGAUGAAGUUAUAUUUAGCUGUUUGCUUCUGACAGUAUGUGGAAUGACAAUUCAAAAGAGAAAUGCAGAAGUGGAAGAAAUAUAUGUCAAACAUAAUGAUUCCGGAAUGAAAACAAGAUAUGAAUUCAAUGAUAUCCGAAUCAGUAAUCGCAGGAAAAGAUGGAGCAUUGGAAGUGGCAAUAACGGCGAUCACAACUCUGCAAAUGGCAAUCAUAACAUUGGUAAUACAAAUACAAAAAAGAGCAAGCAUACAAAUGUGAUAGAUGCUCGAAAUGAAAGAAAUUUAAGAAGGAAACGAAUGCUGAAAAUCUGUGAAAAAUGGAGCAUAGGAAGUAACUAUACAGGCGAGGGAAAUACAGCAGAUAACAACACUAACAUUGACAACAAGAAUACAACUACAAAUGAAAUUGGGGAAGGAAAUUUUGAACAUUCUGAACAGAAAAGUGACUGGAGUAUCGGCAGUAACAACGAAGGAAAUAAAAAUUCCGCAAAUGGCAACACAAAUAUUUGUAAUAACCAGAAACAAAGUCACGAGAAUACAAAUGUAUUCAUUGCUGGAAAUGUCAGAAACAAUGGAAACAAUGGAAAGAAAAGUGGCACCUUUUUAUAUUAUAUGGUCUAUAUGUCAAAACUGCUGAUUACUUGCUUUAUUGUAAGACAUUUGAUUUUGUAAAUAGUUGACGUUUUCAUUUUGUGUUCUUUAAGAGAAUUUCACAAAUAAAAAUUCUUAUU